AUGGCCAGAUUUUGGGCGACAUGCGCCCUGCUUGCCAUUAUCUCCUCAGCAUGGGCGGACAAAACCGCAGCUGAUUACUUUGUGCAUUCGCUGCCAGGACAGCCAGAUGGCCCCCUCCUGAAGAUGCACGCAGGACAUAUUGAGAUUAACCCUGAACAUAACGGACACAUGUUUUUCUGGCACUAUCAGAACCGACACAUUGCCGACCGAGCACGAACCGUCAUCUGGCUCAAUGGUGGACCGGGAUGCAGCUCGAUGGAUGGGGCAAUGAUGGAGUUAGGCCCUUAUCGAGUAAGAGAGGGAGGAAAACUGGUUUAUAACGAGGGGUCCUGGGACCAAUUCGCAAACGUAUUAUUCGUCGACAACCCUGUCGGGACCGGCUUCAGCUAUGUGAACACUGACAGCUACCUCCAUGAACUGCAAGAAAUGGCCGACCAAUUUCUUGUGUUUAUGGAAAAGUGGUUUGCGCUAUUCCCACAAUACGAAAAUGACGACCUCUACUUCGCAGGCGAAUCAUACGCCGGGCAAUACAUUCCUUAUAUCACAAGGGCUGUUUUGGACCGCAACGCGAAAGUGAAGAAUCAGGGGAAGGGAACCUGGAACCUGAAAGGGCUUCUCAUUGGGAACGGUUGGAUUGCUCCGGCUGAACAAUACCUGUCCUAUCUCCCAUUUGCCUACCAGUCCCAUCUCAUCCAAGGCGGCACUCCCGAAGCAGCCAAAGUUGAGGCGGCACAGGCAUCCUGCCUCGCCGAACUCGGCAAGCCCGGUGCGACGGAAACGGUGGACAUCAGUGUGUGUGAGGUCGUUCUAUCCACAAUCCUAGAGGUGUCGAAGGUGGACAACAUGUGUUACAACAUGUACGACAUCACCCUCAAAGACAAGUGGCCGUCGUGCGGAAUGGCCUGGCCUCCGGAUUUGGAGACUGUGACGCCUUAUCUGCGCCAGGACGAUGUACUGGCGGCCCUACACGUGAACCCCGACAAGCGGACUGGAUGGGUGGAAUGUUCCGGGGCCGUUUCCUCUUCGUUCCGGGCUAGGCACUCGAAACCAAGUAUUCAACUGCUCCCGGGAAUUCUCGAGGAAGGCGUUCCAGUGCUAUUAUUCAGUGGCGCGAACGACCUGAUCUGCAAUCAUAUCGGAACAGAGGAUUUCGUCAACAACAUGCAGUGGCUGGGUGGUAAAGGAUUUGAGCUGUCUCCCGGUGUCAUAGCUCCGAAGCGCGAUUGGGAAUUCGAAGGGGAACCGGCUGGGAUAUACCAAGAAGCACGGAACCUCACCUACGUCAAAUUCUACAAUUCGAGUCACAUGGUGCCGUUCGAUUACCCCCGACGGACGCGAGAUAUGCUUGAUCGAUUCAUGGGAGUGGAUGUCAGUGGCAUUGGUGGGCAGCCUAUCGACAGCCUUAUUGGUGGUGAAAAGGUGGGCACGGAAACAGAGGUUGAGGCACCAGCCAACAGCACCACCACCACCACCACCACUGCCGAAGAGGAAAGUCAGAAGCUCAAAGACGCCGAACUCAAAGCCUACUAUCGCAGCGGCGAGGCGGCUCUGGUGUUUGUGCUCAUUGCUGCAGCUUUGUUUGGCUACUGGGUCUGGCGAGGAAGGCGAAAGGCCCGCAGCCAAGGGUACAUCAGCGUCCCACUUGCACAUGGCUCCAUGCGGAAAGGUCGGGGAGAUGUGGAAGCAGGGGAUUUUGACGAGAGUGAACUGGACGACCUGGAGUCGAGCCGGCGACAUGGGAACAUGGAAGCCCAGCACUAUGAUCUGGCGAGCGAUAGUGAGGAGGAAGACACAGUGGUUGCCAAGGGACAGCAAUCGGCUCCCAAGUAA
Molecule: messenger RNA, 1830 nt
Organism: Fonsecaea erecta
Lineage: Eukaryota; Fungi; Ascomycota; Eurotiomycetes; Chaetothyriales; Herpotrichiellaceae
Exons: 2
Coding region: 1-1830 (609 amino acids)
Biological process (GO): proteolysis; apoptotic process
Cellular component (GO): trans-Golgi network
Molecular function (GO): serine-type carboxypeptidase activity
Source: RefSeq, a predicted model, not a curated record